Messenger RNA from Plectropomus leopardus (leopard coralgrouper), 720 nucleotides. NCBI's taxonomy places the organism in Eukaryota, Metazoa, Chordata, Actinopteri, Perciformes, Serranidae. The record is from RefSeq and is a predicted model, not a curated record.
AAAAUCAUUGAGGAAUGCCACCACCUCAUUGGAGUGCUUAAGAAGUUCAAAGGAGAAGCUUUUGAUACCACCCAACCAACAUAUUUUGCAGUCUCUAAUGUUAUUGGCUCCAUGGUCUAUGGCAGCAGAUUUGAAUACGAUGAUCCACAGUUUCUAUGCAUACUAAAUUGCAUAAGCACACGUGUUAAACUUGCUGACUCCGCUUCAAUAAAGGUGUACAACAUGUUCCCACAUCUCUUCAAAUGGAUUCCUAACAGGAAGGAAUUCCACAGAUUGGGUGACGUCAUUGUAAAACAGAAUUUAGAGAUAAUCAGUGGUUUGAAAGAGACACUCAAUCCACAGAUGUGCAGAAGCUUUGUGGAUGCCUUUCUGGUUCAUCAAAAAAAUCUUGAGGAAUCUGGGAAUAAAAAUGAUCACUACAACGAUGAAAACCUUGUGGAAACAAUUCGGAAUCUACUUGGUGGUGGCACUGACACAACAGCAAUUACACUGAGAUGGGGACUUCUGCUCAUGGCCAAGUAUCCAAAAAUACAAGACCAGGUCCAGGAGGAGCUGAGCAGGGUGAUAGGAAGUCGUCAAGUGCAGGUCGCGGACAAGAAGAACCUGCACUUUACCAAUGCUGUCAUCCAUGAGACACAGAGACUGGUCGACAUUGCCCCUGUGGCUCUUCCUCACAAAACUACCCGAGAUGUAAUCUUCCAGGGUCACUUUAUUAAGAAG